Messenger RNA from Sceloporus undulatus (fence lizard), 7134 nucleotides. RefSeq names its product solute carrier family 27 member 4 (gene SLC27A4). Lineage: Eukaryota; Metazoa; Chordata; Lepidosauria; Squamata; Phrynosomatidae. Gene Ontology annotation, biological process: very long-chain fatty acid catabolic process; response to nutrient; long-chain fatty acid import into cell. Gene Ontology annotation, molecular function: long-chain fatty acid-CoA ligase activity; long-chain fatty acid transmembrane transporter activity. Gene Ontology annotation, cellular component: plasma membrane; endoplasmic reticulum membrane; microvillus. The record is from RefSeq and is a predicted model, not a curated record. The coding region runs from base 326 to 2260 and encodes 644 amino acids. The transcript has 14 exons.
AGGCCUGGUCAGGAGAUCUGACUGGGGGAGUCUCUUCUUUUCUUAACAUCAUUUUUGCAAUCCGGAUUUAAAAAGGAGUGGAAGAGAGGUGGCUUUUGCUUGCAUCUUGGCAGAGGUUGGCUCACCCACCAGGCUCUCCUUUUGGGGCUGGAUCUGGAUGCUGGAUCGUGGGAUGUGGAGCAAGAGCCAUCGGUAGCUCCAAAGGAGGCAGGAGGUUAUGGUCCUCAAAGCCGUAUCUCUGUUGGGAGGAAGCGAGGCAAAGCUGCGGAGGGACCUUGGAGGAGAGAAGAAUUAACCAAGAUCGGGAUCGUCCUUUUCUCUUGCCAUGAUGUUUCGUUUGGUGGCUCUCCUCCUCCUCUUUGUCGUUUUUCGGUUAUUCCUGGACUUGCCUUGGAUUCAGGUGAUCCCAGCCGUCUUAAUAUUCUACUUGGGAUCCGGAGGCUGGAAAUUCCUUCAUAUCUUUGUCAAGACUGUCAAGAGGGAUGUCACGGCUGGACUUUCUGUUGGAUUCACCUGGCUGAAAAUCUGGUGGUAUAUACGGAACAAAUACACAAUCCCUCAGCUCUUCCAGCAGACGGCAAAGAAACAUCCGGAGAAAGUGGCCCUCAUCUUCCAAGGGACGGACGAGACCUGGACCUUUCAGGACUUGGACAAUUACUCCAACAAGGUGGCUAAUUUCUUGUAUGAAAGGGGUUUCCGCUCUGGAGAUGUGCUUGCGCUCUUUAUGGAAUCCCGAAACCAGUACGUUGGUCUCUGGCUCGGCAUGGCGAAGAUCGGCGUGGAGGCGGCGCUGCUGAACUCCAACGUACGGCAGGACUCUUUGCUGCACUGCGUCAACGUCUCAAAGGCAAAAGCCAUCCUGUUUGGAAGCGAAUUGGCAGAAGCUUUGCAGGAGGUGCAGCCUUCACUUGGGAAAUCCAUCCAUCUCUUCUGUUUGGGAGACUUGAAAACAGAAAAUGGUCCCUCUGGUUCAGAACAUUUGGAUCCAUUGAUUGAAAAAGCAUCUUCUCACGCACCCAUUCCUCCAGACAAGGGAUUCCUAGAUAAAUUGUUCUACGUAUACACCUCCGGCACAACGGGAUUGCCCAAGGCAGCGAUCAUUGUCCAUUGUAGGUAUUACCGUAUGGCGUCUCUGGUGUAUAAUGGAUUCCGGAUGAGGCCUGACGAUAUAGUUUAUGACUGCCUCCCCUUGUAUCACUCUGCAGGUAACAUAGUUGGAAUUGGCCAGUGCCUGCUUCACGGACUGACGGUGGUGAUCCGGAAGAAGUUCUCCGCUUCUCGCUUCUGGGAAGACUGUGUCCAGUACAACUGUACGAUUGUCCAAUACAUUGGGGAGAUCUGUCGCUAUCUCUUGAACCAGCCGUUGCAUGAGGCAGAACGGAAGCACCGGGUACGGAUGGCCCUUGGCAACGGCCUGCGGGCCAGCAUUUGGAAGGAGUUCACCGAACGCUUUGGCAUCCCCCAGAUUGCUGAAUUUUACGGUGCCACAGAAUGCAAUUGCAGUGUUGGCAACUUUGACAACAAGUUUGGAGCUUGUGGCUUCAACAGCAGGAUCCUACCUGGCGUUUACCCCAUCAACCUUGUCAGAGUCAAUGAGGACACGAUGGAGCUGAUCCGGGGACCGGACGGGCUCUGCAUUCGGUGUAAACCAGGGGAACCAGGUCAACUGGUCGGCCGCAUCAAACAAAACCAUCCUUUGCAGCGCUUUGACGGCUACUUGAACAGCGAGGCCAAUGCAAAGAAGAUUGCCCACAAUGUCUUCACAAAGGGUGACUCUGCCUACCUCACAGGGGAUGUGCUGGUCAUGGAUGAAUUGGGCUACAUGUACUUCCGAGACCGAACGGGAGACACUUUCCGCUGGAAAGGAGAGAAUGUCUCCACAACGGAAGUCGAGGGUACACUCAGUCGCCUCCUCAAUAUGACUGACGUUGUCGUCUAUGGCGUAGACGUUCCAGGCACUGAAGGCAAGGCUGGAAUGGCAGCCAUCGUUGACCCAGACAAUUCCUGUGACUUGGAUCACUUUGCUGAGGAAAUGAAAAAAGCACUUCCUGCGUACGCACGGCCCAUUUUCCUACGGUUGCUUUCAGAAGUGAACAAAACAAGCACUUUCAAGUUCCAGAAAAUGGACCUGCGCAAAGAGGGAUACGACCCCAGCGUGGUGAAGGACAGGCUGUAUUUUCUGGAGCCGAGGCAGUGCCGGUACUUGCCUCUGGACAAGGAAGCCUUCAAGAGGAUCCAGUCUGGACAAGCCAAGUUGUAAUAGGAUGUCCGGCCAACUUGUGGCGACCAGUACCUGCUUUGCGGGGUGCAGACUGGGGUUUAUGAUAGGAAGAGAGAAAGCCGGAGGCGGUUGUGAUGUCGAUCAAAAAAAGGCACAGCAAACGAGGGGCUGCGUGCACCCACUUGUUUUCAUUUUAAUCCAGUUUUACCAAGGGCCUGCGGGGUUGUGUUUCUUUUGCAUACCAAAGCAUAGAAACGUGUUGGCUUUGUUUUCUAUUUCGUGGAAACGGGACUGGCCGCCUCCUCGCAAGGUUGACAGAGGAGAGACAUGCUAUGUUAUUUUGCCAAAAUUUAAAGGGUUGGGUUUUGAGGGGGGGUUGCCCUUGCUUUCCCUCCUCAUCCUUUUGAUUCCUAAAACAAGGAGACCGAUGGGUUUGCGAUGCUCUGUAACACCUCUAGGAGGGGUCAUGGUGCUUUCUUCCCUCGCUGAUCAAAUUCGCAUUAUCCGCCAAUGUGGGGUCUUGUUCCAGAAGGGAAAAAAAGUUGUGCCUCCUACUUUUUUUUGGGGGGGGGAAGUCUUGUCUCCUCCUUUUUGGCUGCUAAACCUCUAUCACUACUUUGCUGAGCAGGUGGGGAGGUCUGGUGGCAAUUGGCCGGGAGAGGGAUUCGCCGGGACUCAACUUUUUAUUCCAGGGAAACAAUUCUUUUUUUGUUUUGUUUUGUUUAACUUUUCAUAACUGGACAUUUCUUUGUGUUCGUGUGUGUUUACGUUUCAUUGUCAUAAUUUAUUGCAAGGUGUUGUUGUUUUUAAAGAGAAAAGAGAGCAAAAAGAAUUUGCUGCAAGCUUGUAAUUCCGUUUGUGGCACAAGCUUGGCUGUGUUUCUUCCUUGUGGACCGUUGUCUUCACUGGGAGCAACUCAUAUUCUUUCUUAUACAUAAUGCUUCAUGUCUUCGUCCCUCUUCUUUUACAGGGAGAGUGGAGAUGGGUAUAUUUUUAAAGGAGCCCAACAGAUAUUCCAUAUAUAUAUAUAUAUAUAUAUAUAUGAGAGAGAAGCGAAUCGCACUGAUGACCAGCUCUUCCUUUUGUAAGCUCAGCAAUUCCAUUCCUUGGAAAACUCAAUCUGUUUUUCUAAAGUGUUCCUAGUUGUGUCUCCUGGGUUUGUAGGAGGGGAAAACGGGGAUGACCUGUGCAUAUAUCCUAUUUUGGGGUUCUUUCGGGGGGUAAAUUUUGCUCUGAUAUAAUUUGUAAGAGCAAAGAUUUAAGGCUAUGUACAGUGCUUGGCUCUCUGCAACUUCCACUGCAACCCCCCCCCCCUGCAAUUUUGACCCUCAGUGUUGUGAAGGAGCCACAUUUUUUGGUCUUCUCUCUGUCGUUUUUGGCCCCGAAAAGGCCUGUUUUUUUGACAGAAACUGAGCUGGAAGUCAACUUCUGCCUUGACAACUUGAUACAGACGAUGGCAUAUGGUCUACCCAUAUGACUUGCUCUAAACUACAUGCACAGAGUGUGUAUGCGCACAGGUUCACAUUAGCACAUCCUCUUCUUAAUCGGAGCAGAUUUUGGUGUAUGGCACAUGUGGGCUGACAGUAUUAUAUAUGUGUGGGGACAGAGCCAAAGUUAGGAGUACGGUGGCAACGGCGUUCUUUGUCCUGAGUGCGAAAUGCUCAGACUGGUCUUGUGCUCAGCUUAAUAGCUUACUGUACAAAGCAUAGUCUCUGCUCAAGAUAAGGUAAGGCAGGUUGAAAGGCAUCUCUGGGUGUGAAGCACCAUGUUGGAACAGGGUACAGCACUGGAAGCACCAUUAAUGCUAUGAUCCUGUGUCUUCCUUUAGGCAAGGAAAUGAAUUGCAGGAGCUAUCUUAUGUCUUAAAAAAAGCAAGAGGAGAAAGAAGGGAUCCAGUGGGGUUUGUGCAUCUCUCCAAACUUUCAUCCUGCCUUCCCCACCUACCUGCCACAUGGCUAUCAUUAUAGCUGGACUAUGUAGUGUUUCUCUUGAGCCAUGGGUCUCCGAAUAGACAAAAUCUUGGGGUAAAAGCACUGCCCUUUAAAGAAUGUGUUAAAAAAACAAUGUACUUUUGACUGUUAUUGCAGGCUGCUUAAGAGUGGCUUCUGCAGACUCUCCAGAGACAUCGUCUCCUCACCCGCUUCUUGUGUCUCAUAUUUGAUGUUUGUUCUUUAUUUGAAUGACAUGCUGUGAGCAACUAUAUUUGAUGGUUAAUGUAUCACGUUUAAUACAUUACCAGUUCCCACCCUCCUGUGGCACAAUCCCUAGGUUUUGGCUAUGAAGUCUCAGGGCCUUGGGUGCCCUUAGCCUUCCCUCCAUGUCUCCCCAGCACAAAUUGGUCUAAGAUGACAUCUCAGUUUUUCCUCCUUUGGGAGACAUCUAUUAUAGGGAAAGAAAAAUUAAGACAAAGGUACCAAAGCUUAUGGCCAGUGGCUACUGAAUGUGUGGCUUGUGAGCUCUUACUUGCCCUCCAUGCCACGUUUCCAUGUCUUGACCUCCAUCCCCACGUCAUUUGGUAUCUCUGUCCUCCAUGGACCACAGCCAUCCUUGGUUGCUAUAUCCAGGACAAAAUCUCUGGACUUCCUUGGCAUGGCUCUUUUGGAGACUUUAAAGCACACCAAGGACCCCUCUUUCUCUCUCUGUCUCUGUGUCAGGUCCUAAAGCUUGGAUAAGGUUGUCCUAGGCAGACCCCCCUCCCCUUGUUAUCACCUUCACUGCCUUUGAGAAGGGAAUGCCACCCUUUUGAGUGUGAAAAACCACACUCUGUCAAACUCUGCAUUAGACAAUCCGCCAGCGAUGUGUGGUUUUUUGCCUCCUCCAUCCGAGAUUGUGUGUUGUUGUGCAUGUUUAACAGCAGGUGGCUUGCUAGGAAUGCAAAGAUGAAGCUAAUCCCCCUUCCUUGCCCCCCUAAUGCUGUGUCUUCACUACAACCUGAAUCCUGGAUGAUGCACCAUGAUGUGGAGCAUGUGUGCAUGAGCAUGCACAUUUUUCUCUCUAGUGCAAAUGACUCUGGUGCUGUCAGGUAGUUCUGCAGAUGCGAUGGUGGCUCGUCUGUGAGAGCAGUAUUGUGUGGCACUGAUACAAACAACUCACACCUGUAUAUCAGCAGUUUAUAAUUUUUAAAAUACAGGACAACAUGAGGAUAUUUGCUCUCCCACCACCACCUCAGCCAUCAGUUAACUGAGUUUUUCCCAGUUUCCCAUGAUGUUUGUGUGUCCCCAGAGCAGCUGACAGCUCGUGUUGGCUCUGGGGCAAGACGCACAAUCCAUCUCUGCUUCCUAAAUUUAGUAGCAGACAUUAUAGCCAUGCUCUGGUUUCUCGAGAAACUAAAGUUUACUUUGUAAAAUAUGGUUUCAUUUUUCAUUUCAAUAUGGCUCCCAAAUGUCUGGGCUCCCCCCAAAGCAUGUACCCCAGUGAUUUGUCCCCCUCAGCCCUGUAUGUUUCACAGUGACCUGUAGCAUCCUCUGUUUCAUUGACCUCUAGGAUUCUUGACCCAUAGCUUGGCACUUCUUUUGAAACGAGGCAGGGAGAUCGUGCAGCUCCCCAGAUGUUGUUGGAGUGGAAAUCCCAGCAGCCCCUGGACAGCAGAACCAAUGACCAGAGAUGCUGGGAGCAGCAGUUCUUGCAACAACUGAAGGGCGACAUGAUCCCUACCUCUUUGUCUUGGUUCAAAGACCCAGAAAGACAUUACAACAGUCCAAAACUGAACAAAGACUGUGCAAUAUUGCCUUCCAGAAAACUGACUUUGUAGGCUGCUCUCUCUCCCGCUGUUCUAGGAAGGAUUGCCAAAUCCAGUAUGGGGCAAGGUCCUUGCCAUGGCCCUCAUCCCACUGAACCAUGGUUAAGGAGGCUUAUACAGUGGACCCUUGCUAUCUGCUGGGGUUUGGUUCAGGUUCCCCCAUGGAUACCAAAAUCUGUGGAUACUCCAGUCCCAUUAGAUAUGAUGGUGUAGUAUAAUGGCAUGUCUUAUAUAAAAUGGCAAAAUCAAGGUAUUCUUUUUGGAACUGAUAUGCAUUUUAAUAUUUUCAAGCUGUAUAUGGUUGAAUCAGUGGAUAAAGAAUCUGUGGAUACAGAGGACCACCUGUAUAUUAAGCCUCCCUUAAUAUCUGGCCUCUUACUCUGAGUAGGUCUGAGCAGUGAGAGGCCGUUUUGCCCCUUGGCACUUUACAACGUCGGGUGUCUCAUUUGUGACACUUCCCUUCCCUUCCAGUGCCAGUUUACAUCUGUUGUUUUCCUUCUGUGUGUAUAUGAUGGGGUGGGGAGGGUGUUGGUCUUUUAUUUGUAAGCGAUGCUGUUUCAACAUCUACUCAGGGAACGCGGUGCUAUCAAGUGGUGUCUCCAUGUCUGUGUCCGUAUCUGGAGGAAGAAGAGAAGGUGUAUUUUCAGCUCUUGCCAAUGAAUCGUCGCCUUUUUCCAAACGCUGGGGCAGGGGAUGGGGAGCGUGAAUUGUCCGUUUGCCUCUCGACGCUUUCUCAUUAACAUCACACAACAUUUUCUGUUAUGUCCAGAUGUAAUAGCUUGUAAUUCCUGUGCUGGAGCUAGGGAUGAAAAUGGAAUCUUCGUGUCUAAUAAAAGAAGAUUUCGAUUUUUGCUUGCUGGUUUGAUUUUUAACCUCUCGAUGUUAAUGCUUUGAAAGUUGUGUCCUUCAUUUGGCUCUUAACACUGCAGUUACUAAUGGUGGCAUCUUGAAAGAUCUGACCUGAAAUGGAAGGGAGACCCAAGAAUAGCAACGCUCCUGUACCAUAUCUGUAUAUUUCUAAUAUUUCACAGAGGAAAAUAAGGACUCUUUGUCCAACGAUGGCCAAACACAAGUUGGGAAGGGGAAUAAAAUGGAGUAUCACAGAAGAAUGGGCUUUUUCUCUGGCUAGUUGUCUAUCCAGCUGGAACAAUAAACAUGACUUCUUUGCUGCUCA